UUAUUAGAGAAGAAGUUUCUGUUCAUUUGGCCUAAGCUUUCUCUCUACUUGAAUUCUUUCUGCCUCCGUACUGCCUGCUUCAGAAAGAAAGAAAGAAACAGGGAACAAAAAAAGUUGCCAUCCUUUUCUUCCCCUUCUUCUUCUUCUUCACGAUCUUCCUGUUUUUGUUGCGGGAAUUUGAUCGAUUAUCUCGGUUUUGGUUUCGCUAAUUUAGUAAAGGAGAGAUUUUUACUCGAUUUGAGGAGACCGCCGGAGGAAUUUGCAGUUAAAGGUGAGAUUUUUACCAGUGUGAAGAGAGGAUGAGGGCGGAGCUGAGCACAAUCCAGCAGAUGCUAACGCCGGAGGCGGCGAGCGUGCUUGCUCGCUCCAUCGUGGAGGCGGUGCAGAGGAAGCACGGGCGGAUCACGCCCCUCCACGUAGCUGCCGUUCUUCUGGCCGCGCCCUCCGGCAUCCUCAGGCGGUCCUGCUUGAGCUCUCACCCCGACUCCGCCUCCCACCCGCUUCGUUGCCGCGCUCUCGAGCUCUGCUUCUCCGUGGCGCUCGAUCGCCUGCCCUCUGACGGCGGCCGGGACGCCGCCCAGCCGCCGAUGUCGAACGCGCUGAAGGCGGCGCUCAAGCGCGCGCAGGCCAACCAGCGUCGCGGGUGCCCCGAGCAGCCGCAACAACCGGCCGCGCCGCUGCUGGCUGUCAAGGUCGAGCUCGACCAGCUCGUCGUCUCCAUCCUCGAUGACCCUCAGGUCAGCCGCGUCAUGCGGGAGGCCGGCUUCUCCUCAACCGUCGUCAAGGCCGUCGUCGAGCAAUCACUAUCCUCGUCUUCCUCCAACUCCUCCUCCACCUCAUCUACUAUCACCGCCGCAGUGCUUUCCACCACCACUUCCCCUGUUUCUCCUGUUCCGCCUUCCCCUGCCCACCUCUAUGUGAACCCCCGCCUCUUCAAUGGAAGCGGCGCAGCUGCCACAGCCAGCAUCGAGCAACCGCGAACGGAGGAGGUCAAAAGGGUCAUGAGCACACUAUCACGAUCCAAGAAACGAAAUCCAGUUCUCGUCAGCGAUAUCGAUCCGGAGGCCGUUAUCCAGGACGUGAUCCAAAAAAUCGAGUCCGGCGCCGCCCCGCCGCCGCUCCACACCGCCAAAGUUGUCUCUUUUGGCAAAGAUUUCUCCGCUGCCAUGGCCUCCGGCGUCAAAUCCUGGAUCGCCGCAAAGAUACGAGAGUUAGGCAGCAUCCUCGAGUCUCAACUCAUCGGUGGAGACCACGGCGUGGUGGUCGAUAUCGGAGACCUCAAGUGGCUGGUGGACAGCUCCGUUCGGCCCCCGACGAUGACUUUAUCGAAGAUCAACGCACAGCAGACCGUCUCCGAAACUGCCCACACCGCAGUGGCGGAGAUGGCGACACUUCUCCAAUCGUUCCGCGACCGCGGCCGGCAGAUUUGGCUACUCGGCACGGCGACGUGGACGACGUACCUCCGGUGCCAAGUCUACCACCCGACGAUGGAGGACGACUGGGAUCUGCAGGCGGUGCAAAUGGCUCCAAGCUUCCAAAAUUUUCCAAGGACUUGUAAGCAAAUUCCAGUGACUAUAAACUCUGCAACAAACACAGGGAUGUGCGCACUUUGCACCGAGGGCUACAGGCACGACAUUACCAAGGGAAGCCACCAACCUGCUCCAAAGGUAGACGAGAACAGAGCAUUGCCGCCAUGGCUGCAGCUGGCCAAGCGCUGCAAUGAAUCCGGCACAACCGAUCAUGUUCAGCACAAGGAAACGCUGCUGAAGAAAUGGCAACACAUUUGCUCUCGGCUUCACUCCAAAGCCUCUCCUCCUUCUCCGUUGCUUCUCUGUUCAGGAAACUCACCGGCUAUACCACUUGUUGAGAUAUCAGUGAAGACUGAUCUUGUACUUGGCAAUUCUGCAACCUGCAAUCCGAACGAGCCCAAGAAAGUAGAGUUCUUGAACCAGAAGAAGACUAAUUUCGCCGGCGUUUCUGAUAUCGACGCCUUCAAGAGGUUGUACAAGGGGCUCCUGGACAAGGUCAGCUGGCAGCCGGAAGUGGCCUCCGCCAUGGCCGCUACCGUGCUAAGACUCAAGUCCGAAAGCAGGAGGAGAGGCCAUUCCUGGCUUCUCUAUCUGGGGCCUGACAAGAUUGGCAAGCGGAAGAUGGCCACUGCGUUAUCGGAGCUGGUAUUCGGCACUCCUCCAGUCGUCGUCAAGCUCGGCGGCGAUGCUGAGGAGGAAGGAGAGUGCACCGUGAGCUCCUCCCGUGGGCGGACGUUGAUGGAUCGAGUAGUGGAGGCGAUCCGGAAGAACCCGUUCGCGGUGGUGCUCGUUGAGGAAUUUGACCGAACAAAUGAUGUGCUGGUAAGGGGAAGCAUAAAGAGGGCGAUGGAACAGGGGAGGAUGGUGGAUUCGCAUGGACGAGAGAUCAGCUUGGGAAGUGCGAUAUUCAUCGUGACGUCGAGUUGGCUUCCGGAAGAGUUCAAGAAAUCUCACAAGUCUUUGAUCGAAUGCGAGGAGAAGAUCCUCCGAGCGGCAGCGCGGGGGCGGUGGCUCGAGCUCUCGGCGGAGAAAACCACUUCGAAACGAUGCGUCGAUUGGCUCCGGCACGGUGCUCCGCCGACGAAGCUACGACGGCCGCUUUCGCUGGACCUCAAUCUGGCCAUGGGGAUGGCGGAGGAGGCCGAUCCCGGUGAGGGGUCGAGCGACGUGACUGUGGAGCGUGAUGUCAGCAAGGAGCGGCUCGACGUCAAGCAAUCGACCUCGUCCGUGGCUGCAGAGAUGGCCGAGCUGGCGGAUGGCGCGGUGGUGUUCGAGCCGGUGGACUUCUCGCCGAUGCGGCGUCGAGCGGCGGAGGCGAUAUCGAGCAUCUAUGCGGCCGUAAUGGGGGAUAAGUGGUCAAUAAGGGUCGACGAGGAGGCCACCGACCGGGUCGUGGGCUGUGCGUGGAUCGCCGGCGAGAAGCUCGACGAAUGGUCUGAGAGAGUACUAACUCCUCGCUUUAAGGAAUUAAAGGGCAGAUUGAAGACGGCUGAGGGAGCGGUGGGCGUCCGCCUAUCGGUAAUGGAAGGCAGCGAGGCGGCGAAGGCGAGCAGUAGCCGCAGCGAACGGGAUUGGACGCCGGCGGUGAGGGUUGCGGUCGAAGGGGCGUAGAGUUUAAAAUUAUGGAAUAUUUGAGGGUGGAUUUGUACACGUAAACAUUAUAGUAAUUUUCUUUUUCAUUUCGUUAAUUCGGCGAUAAUAACAUAUAUAAACUAUACAAAUUCAAUUU
Zingiber officinale is the source of this 3258-nucleotide messenger RNA. RefSeq names its product protein SMAX1-like. Lineage: Eukaryota; Viridiplantae; Streptophyta; Magnoliopsida; Zingiberales; Zingiberaceae. Gene Ontology annotation, molecular function: ATP binding; ATP hydrolysis activity. The transcript has 2 exons. The record is from RefSeq and is a predicted model, not a curated record. Bases 300 to 3140 code for a protein of 946 amino acids.